Molecule: messenger RNA, 1338 nt
Organism: Cajanus cajan (pigeon pea)
Lineage: Eukaryota; Viridiplantae; Streptophyta; Magnoliopsida; Fabales; Fabaceae
Product: putative aspartyl protease At4g16563
Biological process (GO): proteolysis
Cellular component (GO): extracellular region
Molecular function (GO): aspartic-type endopeptidase activity
Source: RefSeq, a predicted model, not a curated record
AUGGCUCCUCCUUCUCCUUACAUUAACAUUAUCAUUCUCUUCUUAAUCUCCCUUCUCUUUCACACCGCAUUCCCCAACACCAUCACUCUCCCCCUCACUCCUCUCCUCACCAAACCCCAAUUCUCAGAUCUCAAACACAUCGCCUCCGGCUCACUCACCCGGGCCCACCACCUGAAGCACCAGAGGAACAGCAACAGCAGCAGCACCACCACCCAAGUGUACGCCAAAAGCUACGGAGGGUACUCCAUAGAUCUGAGCUUCGGAACACCAGCCCAAAAAACCCCCUUCAUCUUGGACACAGGAAGCAGCCUGACAUGGUUCCCCUGCACCCUCCACUACAUCUGCUCCCACUGCGCCUCCAUCAAAAUAAAAACUUUCCUGCCCAAGCUCUCCUCUACCGCCAAACUCCUCGGCUGCACAAACCCCAAAUGCUCCUACCUCUACCCCUCACUCUCCCACUGCAACCAAACAUGCCCCCCUUACAUCCUCCAGUACGGCUCAGGCUCCACCGCCGGCAUCUUACUCCUCGACAACCUCGAUUUCCCCAAAACAACCGUCCACGAUUUCCUCGUCGGCUGCUCCAUCCUCUCCAUCCGCCAGCCCUCCGGCAUCGCCGGCUUCGGCCGCGGCAACGAGUCCCUCCCCUCGCAAAUGGCCCUCAAGAGAUUCUCCUACUGCUUAAUCUCCCACAACUUGGACGACUCAGCGCAAAGCUCCGACCUCCUUCUACAAACCACCUCCUCCGGCGACACCAAAACACAGAACCUCACCUACACGCCUUUUAGCCACAACCCCUCCUCCAACAACUCCGCCUACAAAGAGUACUACUACGUUCCCCUCCGCAAGGUCCUCGUCGGACCCAACUCCGUUAACAUUCCGCUUCACUAUCUGGAGCCCGAUUCCGAGGGUAACGGCGGCACCAUUGUCGACAGCGGUACCACCUACACUUACAUGGAAAGACCCAUUUACGAUUCGGUGUCUCGGGAGGUUGUGAACCAGUUGGGGAACUAUUCAAGGGCUAAGGGCAUCGAGGCCCAAUCUGGGUUGAGUCCCUGUUAUCAUGUUUCCGGCGUCAAGAACCUCACUUUCCCCAGCUUCACUCUUCAGUUCAAAGGCGGCGCCAAAAUGAAGUUGCCGCUUGCAAAUUAUUUCUCGCUGAUUCAGAACUCCAACGUUGUGUGUUUCACCGUUGUCUCCGACGAUGGCUCCGGUCCGGCGAAUAUGACGGGUCCGGCCGUCAUCUUGGGGAACUAUCAGCAGCAGAAUUUCUUCAUUGAAUUUGAUUUGGAGAAUGAGAGGUUCGGCUUUCGGCAUCAGAGUUGCAACAAGAAACAUUAG